This is a messenger RNA of Argentina anserina (silverweed cinquefoil), 1387 nucleotides long. RefSeq names its product pentatricopeptide repeat-containing protein At3g49710. Gene Ontology annotation, biological process: RNA modification. Gene Ontology annotation, molecular function: zinc ion binding; protein binding; RNA binding. NCBI's taxonomy places the organism in Eukaryota, Viridiplantae, Streptophyta, Magnoliopsida, Rosales, Rosaceae. The record is from RefSeq and is a predicted model, not a curated record. Gene Ontology annotation, cellular component: intracellular membrane-bounded organelle.
UUGAGGGCUUCGAAACGGCCUCCAUGUGUAUUUGAAAAUUUGUCUCGACUUGAAGAGAUUCCUGCGCCGGAUUUGGUUCUUUAUAACACUAUGAUUUCUGGAUACUCGCAAAGUGAUGGUUUUUCUGAAGAUGCUAUUGAUUGCUUGCGGCAGAUGCAACGUGUUGGUUACUACCCUGAUGAUUGCAGCUUUGUCUGUGUGAGUAGUGCAUGCUCUAAUUUGUCAUCGCCCUUCCAGGGGAGGCAGAUACAUGUCUUGGCAAUCAAAUCUGAGGUCCCUUCGAAUAGAAUUUCCGUGAAUAAUGCUCUAGUUGCAAUGUACUCAAAAUGCGGGAAUCUUCAAGCUGCAAGAAGGUUGUUUGAUAGGAUGCUGGAGCAUAAUACUGUCUCUUUGAAUUCGAUGAUUGUAGGUUAUGCACAACAUGGGAUGGGAAUGGAAUCAUUGCGCCUUUUUGAACAUAUGCUUCAGAUAAAUGUUCCUACAAAUAUAACCCUUAUUUCUGCUUCUGCUUGUGCUCACACUGGAAAACUUGAGGAUGGUCAGAAGUACUUCAGUAUGAUGCAGGAGAAGUUCAGAAUCGAACCAGAUGUAGGACAUUAUUCAUGCAUGAUUGAUCUUUUGGGUCGAGCAGGCAAGCUGAGUGAAGCUGAGAGGCUCAUUGAAGCAAUGCCGUUCAGCCCUGGCACCAUUGGUUGGGCUACAUUACUCAGUGCGUGCAGAACACAUGGAAAUAUUGAACUAGCAGUUAAAGCAGCCAAUCAGUUUCUUCAGUUGGAACCUUCAAAUGCUGUUCCGUAUGUUAUGCUGUCGAAUAUGUAUUCUAGAGCUGGAAAAUGGGAUGAGGUAGCGAAAAUGAGAAAGUUGAUGCGAGACAGAGGAGUGAAGAAGAAACCAGGUUUAAGUUGGAUUGAGGUGAAUAAGUGAAUACAUGUUUUUGUGGCUGAAGAAAGCUCCCACUCAAUGAUUAAAGAAAUUCAUGAAUACUUGGAGGAGAUGUCAAGGAAAAUUAAGCAAGCUGGGUACGUGCCUGAUGUAAGAUGGGCAUUAGUAAAGGAUGACGAGACUGUUGAAGGAGAGAAGGAGAUAAUGUUGGGGCAUCACAGUGGAAAGUUAGCAGUUGCAUUCGGUUUGAUCUCGACUAGAGAAGGGGAACCUAUACUUGUGGUGAAGAACCUGAGGAUAUGCGGUGAUUGCCACAAUUUUAUCAAGUUUAUCGCUGCCAUUGCUGGAAGAGAAAUCACUGUGAGGGAUGCCCACAGGUUUCAUUGCUUUAAGAAAGGGCAGUGCUCUUGUGGGGAUUAUUGGUGAUAUUCAUGAGCUCUAGUUUUCUCUUUUCGUAAAUUGAAGACCGUGAUCUGCAAGCAUGAAUGAAUUUUAAAGAAAAGCA